Messenger RNA from Talaromyces rugulosus, 984 nucleotides. RefSeq lists its product as uncharacterized. Gene Ontology annotation, cellular component: cytoplasm. Gene Ontology annotation, molecular function: 2-dehydropantoate 2-reductase activity. The record is from RefSeq and is a predicted model, not a curated record. Lineage: Eukaryota; Fungi; Ascomycota; Eurotiomycetes; Eurotiales; Trichocomaceae. The coding region runs from base 1 to 984 and encodes 327 amino acids. Gene Ontology annotation, biological process: pantothenate biosynthetic process. The transcript is spliced from 4 exons.
AUGGCUUCAAGUGGCAAGAUUGACGUGCUUCUCUACGGGCUGGGAGCAAUCGGCUCAUUCUACGCCUUUGUGCUGAGUCGCAAUCCGAAUGUGCAGCUGACCGUGGUGGCGCGAUCCAACUACGAUGCUGUCAAGAAUAACGGACUCGUCAUCAACUCGGCCAACCACGGCAAACACACCGUCGUCCCUCACAGCGUGAUCAAAACGCCGGCCGAAGCAAACCAGACAUUCGACUACAUUGUCUGCGCACACAAGGCCAUUGACCAGACGUUGGCGGUGACUGCGCUCGGUCGGGCAGUUGAAGAAUCAAAAACCACUAUUGUGAUCAUCCAAAACGGAGUCGGCAAUGAAGAGCCUUUCAGAGAUACAUGGCCCAAGGCUACGAUAAUCACCUGUGUGACAUGGACAGGCGCCAUACAGAACACACCCGGCUAUGUCGAACAUGGCAAGAACGAAGACAUGCAAAUGGGGCUGUUUCCAUCUCCGCUGUCACCGAGCGAGACGGAAAAGACCCGGCUGGACACAUUCUCCUCACUUUUAACAACCGGAGGCACCAAAUUCACCGUCCUCGAAGACAUGCCGUUGCAGCGCUGGCAAAAGGUCGUCUGGAACGCGGCGUGGAACUCAAUCACCACAAUGACUCUCAUGGACUCGCGCAGCUGGCUGGACUCGAGCUCCGAGGCAAUGCCCGUGACGCGCCAGUUGAUGAACGAAGUUAUCGACGUCGGCCGGGCGUGCGGUGUCACCACUCUUGAGCACGGGUUCGUGGAUGUGUUGACGGACAGGAUUCUCGGUAUGCCGGGCAUUGUAUCGAGCAUGCAGACCGACUGCAAAGCCGGUCGGCCUCUGGAAGUCGAAGUCAUUCUGGGAUAUCCAUAUCGCAAGGCCAAGGAGCUGGGGCUGAACACGCCGACGCUGAACACGGUUUAUGCGAUUGUGAUGGGAAUUGACCGACGGCUGAGGGACGCUGCGGCGAAAAAAUAG